Stereum hirsutum FP-91666 SS1 is the source of this 6610-nucleotide messenger RNA. RefSeq lists its product as uncharacterized. The record is from RefSeq and is a predicted model, not a curated record. Bases 226 to 6168 code for a protein of 1980 amino acids. The transcript has 5 exons. Lineage: Eukaryota; Fungi; Basidiomycota; Agaricomycetes; Russulales; Stereaceae.
CCUCAUCGUCGUCGCCACCGUCGCUCUCAUGCUUUGUUAGUCACUCUUUAAUAAAUAUAUCCUAUAAUAUUGCUCGCUCUCGUCAUCGCUGUUGGUCAGGGUUGAACAGAGGAAGUUUUCAACGGGAGCUUGUUGUCUGCCUGGUGCUCUGUUUUAUAGACCUGAAAAUCUCUUGCCCUAGCUUCGACGUUCAAUACUCCUCCCCUCUUCUCACCAUCCCCUCUGAUGACAACCAAAAUCCAAUCGGCAUCCGCCCCUCCAACGACUACCUCCUCUCGUUUCCCUCGCUUCUUCGGUUCUUCGCGUUCUCGUCGACCUUCCGCCUCUGCCUCACCUAGUCCCACUCACAGUCCUAACGCACUCCAGAGUAAUCAACACCAGCAUAACUCCACACUCCACAGUACACAGACGCACCACGAGAACGACAGCUCGGAAUGGUACACGCCGUAUAACGGCCCCAUCGAGACUCGGCCUCCUAAUCACCUGGCAUCGACUGGAACUGAUACCUAUCUAGCAGGGAACAGAAGCGAAGACGAGCUCAACACCUUUCCCUACUCAUACCCACACUCCCGCUCCUCCCAAGGGGCUACUGCAGCGUACUCCCCCGCCCUCCCACUCACGAGCGCCACGCUCGGCCGAACUUCGAAUCCUCAUCUCAGCGGCGCAUCCGGAUCGGGUCGAGCAAGUGGGAGCGGUAGUGGACAUGGAAACGGAAACGGGUACGGGAGUGGAGGGAUCAGAACGAGAGCGUAUUCGGAGGUGUCGACUCAGGGGACUAUGUCCUCCGCAUCUGGGACGGUCGACCCGUUCAGGAGGAGUGGAGCCAUUCCACCUCCUGUUCCUGUCCAUGCCUAUGCUGGUACUACUGGUACCGGUUUCUCGCCUUCACCAAGCGGAGGCGGAGUUGGCGAAUCGCCAAUACCAGUUCAGAGGUUUUCCACUCACCAUGGGCUCCCAUAUAAUCCUCAACCGGCCGGUACAUCGUCUGGGACUGGAGGCAAUAGGAUCAGUCUUGCGGGUCUGUUCGGAGCGGGGGGAAGACAACGCGCACAAAGUUCAUCAUAUCAGCCCUCUACCGACGCCUACAGAAAUACAUCCCCGUCGAAGGGUAGGCCAACGUCGCCGGCUUCGAGGUUGCUGCAGAGACGGGCGACGGGUGGAAGGCAGGGAUUGCGGACGAGGGCGAGUACGAUGGGAGAGGGUGAUGUCGGUGGCGUGCCCAGCUACACCGGGAAUGCAAUCCUGUCGGGCACGACGGCUCGUAAUACCGACACCAUCACGAGCGCGAAUGUCGACGAAGACUACAUAGCGUCGUAUUACUCCACGCUUAUCCCUUCGCCUGAAAUCGACGCCCCGCAGUUCGUGAACGUCCAGACUGGCCAGCCGAUGUCUGCGUCCGCGUCGCCGAGGUCUAUUAGGAGCAGGUCGGGAGGCUCGGAGUCGCCGUUAUUUGAACCAUCGUUUUCGCAGACGAGUUCACCGCAUCCAUAUGCCUAUGCGUUUUCGCCCUCGCAUUCGCCGUCGCCGAAUCAGGCGCAGGAGGGUGAGUUUGAGUAUGAUGUGGAGAGGGAAGCGAGGGAGGAAAGAGAACGAGAGGAGAGGAGGCAGAGGGAGAGAGGAGCGGGGACGGGGACAGGGACGGGGAGGAGGAAUUUGGAGCCCCCGAGGAUACCGACGAGUACGAUUUAUAGUGUUUCACCGAUCCCGCUCUCGCCCUUCGUCAAUGCCGGGUUCGUCGAUCGGGAGAGGGAUAGGGAGAAGGGGAAGGUACCGGGUCAGGGCGAACCUUCGUUGUUCGAGAGCCCGAGGGCGCCGCCUGAGAUCCCGCAGUCUCCUACUCCUACAGGUCACAACAACAACUCUCCUAAGGCCAAUCCCUCCUAUCCUAUGACCAGCUCCAACCCAAAUAAUCAGUACAGCCAACAUUAUAUCCCAUCGUCCCAGAAUCACAACUAUCCGCAUUCACAAUCUCAACAGCGAUAUGACCCGACCCAAAGUUCACAUCAUGGCACCCAUUCCAAUCCCCAGCAGCCGAACUUCAAGCCUUCCGUCCGGUAUUCGCUUCUCAAAGCUAUAUCUACACCCAACCUCCGUGGAUUCACGAAACAGCCGCAGCCGAUUCAGCCGUCUAGUGCGAUGGCUACUUCCGGUGGAAUGCCCCCGCCGAUUAUCACCACUCAAGCAGGGCCUGGUGGUGGCGGUAGCGGCAAUGCACAAGCGCAGAAGAGACGGCAACGAUGGUUAAGCCCGGAGACAUGGUGCGAUGCCCUUUUAUUCCCCAGACCUCGCUUCGCAGUCCACGUAGACGACGACGGGAACGGACACAGUGGCCUCGUCAUCAGUCCACCAGGCUCGCCGAUCGUGUCUUGGAAACCUGAAUAUUCUAGCGCCGGGGAGAGGGCAGGCUUGACGACGGCGAGAGAGGCGCCGCUGGCGAUGAGUGGGAGGUUGGGCUCGAGUUUGGGUAGGAGGAUACCGAAGUCGAAGUCUGCCUUGAACCUUUCGACGCCUUCGUUGUCUGCGUCUGGGCCUCUGGUUAUGGCAAAUGUGAAUCCGAGAUCGGCGCAGGAGAGGGAGCGAGGGACGGGGCAACCGGUUGCGGGUCCUUCGAGAUUGCCUUCGGAGUAUCUGGAUGUGGCUGGAUUGGGUCCGGUCGUGGAUGGUGGAAGUGGGCCUGGAGUUGGAGAGAGACAGAGGCAUAGGGAUACUGGGAAUGUGGAGAGGAUGCAGGGGAUGGGUGAGCCUGUCAUCGUGCCGAGGGUGGACCCGAAUACGAACGCGACAACGCCAGCUACGACAGCAACCUUGGGCGCCAAUGCGACUACAAAAACUAAUUCGACCUUGAGGCCACUGAGACCAAGGAGUUUUGCGCAGGAUGAUCUGUCGUUGCCGACUCCUGUGCCUUCACUGACGCAAGUCCUGAAGGAUGGCGACGAGCUAGAGAAAGAACGCAAGGCCUGGCAAGCCCAAGCCUCCCGCUCCUUCCAAAACAAACGAACCCGAACUCUCUCCCGUUCUCGCUCUCGGUCUACCAGCAACGUGCGCACCCCUCAACACCACUCCCGCAACACCCAGAAAUCAGUCCACAUCCAAGCGUUCGAUUUCCUUGCCGAGAGAAGUCUUUUGGGCAGCCAGAGGGUUCCACCAACUAUUCACGUGAGGCUAUCCCCUGUGGAGGGUAGUGCAGGCAUGCAGACAUUCUCGAAACUGGGGACGUUCUCCUCUUCCAGUGGCACGCAUUCGAGAAGUCAGAGCAAGAACAAUGCGAGUUCGCUCGGGAGGUCGCAAUCUGCGAAGAGCACCACCUCUGGAGGUCACGGCACUGGGACUGGCCCUGGGCAUUCGACGAGCACGCAAGGACAUUCGAGAGGACAUUCGAGGAACGAGAGUUGGGGGAAGACGGCGCUGAAGACGGCAGCGGGGAUGUGUUUCUCGGCGGAGGACUUCAGUCCGCUCGAGACGCAUCCGGAUUUCAAGGCAGGUGGAGGUGCUGACGCGAUAUUGGCAGGUGAGCUGUUGAGGAGUGAUGGGACAUUGAGGAAAGAUGGAGGGACGAAGGUCGUGCACUUGGAGGAGCAGAUGAGAGAGGAGAGGUUAUCUGAGAGCGCUGAGCGCGAGGGUCGUGGACAUGCCAGGGUAGCAUCGGUGCCCGGGGAGGUGAUUGCGAUUCCGCCGAACUUGAACGGCUCGAGUGGAGGGAAGGGCUCAGCGUCUGCGGCUUUGGCGCUUAUGUCGACGGCGGGGGCUGGACAGACGUUGGAGAUGCCGGUGCCUUCCCCUGUUCCGUCUGGGAUGACCAUCUCUGGAGAGGGGGUACCGAUGGGUAUUGCGUUGUCCUCGCCUCCUGAGUCUUCAGAAGAGGAGAUAGGCGCGGUAGGCGCCUUCGGGAGAGGACAGGAUGUGAGACAAGUCAUCACGUUCCCUGGCCAUCCGUACGCACAAGCAGGGAUAUUCCCUUCACCAUCCCAGGCCGCUGCCAAUUCCUAUGACGAAGAUCCCUACUCUCGUCCUGCUGCUGCCGCGAACACGUCGAAGCAUCGACACACGCGCACAAAGUCCAAAGGGUCCGACUACGCUGGUCCUCAUCCGUCUGAAUACGCACCACCUGACGAACUAGACAGGCAACGCAAGAUCUCUCUCGAUGCGGCUAGCAACGGCUCUGUAUCAGCUCGACAUAGACUUCCGCCCCACGUUAUCCUACAUCCUUACGCUCAAGCUGCAUCCGGCGCCUAUAACUCGGACCCGCGAGAGUCGAUGUAUGCGCAGGUUCCAUCCUCGGGUCGUGUGAGAGAGGUUUCACUAGACGAGAUCCGUGCUUCGCCAUUAGCGCCUGGGCAGUUUAUCCUUCCGCCACCGCCACCUCCCGCUGCCGCCAUGGCUGGUCCGAGCACAAGUCGACCUUUGAGUCAUGCGUACGCGAAAGGCCUGAACAGGGUCAGUCAUGGAGAGCCGUUAGACAUCGGGGAUACGUUGGUCAGAGUGUUGAGGAGAAGGGGAAGUGCUGAUAGUGGGCUCGGGGAUAGUGUCGAACAGGCGCAGGCAAAUAUGGCCGUCAAUCCGUUGGAGGUGCCCGCGCCAGUCAUUUUGGCCCCUCGACGGGAAGACAGGGAGGAGGACGAAGAGGAGGAAGAUCGUCGUGAGAUGGAUGCUUCCUCGUCCGCGUACCUGCAUCCAUAUGCCGCUGCUAUGUUCGGGACACCAGAUCGGAGGGAGCGCUUGCAGCGGAACAAGGCUUCAAUGAAUUCUGGCCAAACUGGGCAGACGUAUGCUUCAUCACCUCCUGAGACACUCAACCCAUCCAUAUUUAGGGGAUUCGCGGGUUCGCCGUCCGACGAACAUGCUCUUCGGCAACAGCUUCACGGAUCGAACGGGUCGUCUCCUGGAGUGUCAACCGGAUCUUCAUCACCGCCGCUUUCACCAAAGCCAUUCAGCAGCGUUGAGGACCUUGAAAGGUUCAGAGGUUUAUUCUACACACCAGCGGACGAAAUAUCUGAGCUUGACCACGAGCGUUCGGCAGAGGGUGCAGGUGCGGGCGAGGCGGAAGAAGAGGAAGAGACCGUGACGAUGCCAGCGCCUAUACAACAUGGGGCUGGCCCUUCUGCGAACAUACCUCCCAGGAACGUUCCCGCCUCCGUCAGCUCUAUGUCGAGGAGCAGUCAAGCUGGAAGUGGAGUGUUGAAUAUGACGAGGGGCUUGAGCGAAGAGUUCGUCGCACUACAAAUGGAAACGAGGCCGUCAAUGGAAUCGUCGAUGUCUGGGUCGAACCUGUGGGGAAGGCGAUAUGGGAGUCGCGGCUCACGGCCAGAAGACGACCAAAGCCAAGUUCUUCCCUCGACGGAUGCGCUUGGUGUCGCGAUGCAGAGGGUGGAUUCGCCGGAGGCCAUGAAUGCUGCGACGCUUCCUCUCAGGAUGCAUAGAGCUCAGGACUCGAGAGGUGCGCCGAAGCCACCGACGAUCAACAUCCCGGAAGAUGUCGGUUCCUCCAGAGCCUCUUCGCUUCUGGAGAGGAUUGAUGCUGACAGUCCGGAGGAGGAUAGUCUUGACCGGCUUCACCCUAUGCGUGUGGGCACAGUCGAUGCGGAGUUGUCUACUCCUCCCGCACAAUACGCAGACCAUCGCUUCUCGGGCCACCUGUCAUUUGUCACUGAUGGCCAGGGUGCGCCCGGGAACAACGAAGGUGAAAGGCAUGGCCAUCCCCAGCCGUCUCCGAUCGAAUCCUCCCAGAAACAUCAGUCUUCCCAGGCUCCGAGCUCUGGUUCUCGUGUCAUCUCCUCUUCUAGUCUCGCGCCACCCAACACCGGCGUUAGCAGUGGUGCGCGCUCAAGCUACAUGACUACAGGUAGCCACGACUCCCGCAUGUCUGGCCUCUCGGACUUCCCCUCUCCCCCGGAGCAGGUCGUUGUCAGCCCUGCCCAUGUUUCUCUCCUUCAUUCCUACUUUGGAACGGGUUUCACACCUGCCACGCAGACCCAGACUGUCCAAGAUCCUCUCGCGGCAGCGGGAGAAGCGAUGGCUGCCGUAGAAGCUCCUCAUCUGCGCCCUCGUGUGCUCGAACAGCGUCCUAGUUUUCGAACGACCUUUGGGGGACAGCCUGAUCAUGAGAUAACCAUCGCUCAGGGUCCUUCUUCAUCCCCCGGCUCAACCCAACCCUCACCUUCCGAUACCUAAUUAUGGUGUCUUGAUUUAUUGACUUGGACUGUUUUGCGGGCUUUGUCGCCUCUGUGUGUUUAUUACCUAGAGUAGGUGUCCACUUGGGCACUGUUGUUUGCUCGCCUGUGAAUAUUCUUCGCCUGUAGUCCCGCGGACCCUGUUUUCCCUCCCCCUCGUUAGUUUGUAUCAUUGGUAUUAUAGUGGUCUCCUGCCUUCUCAUUCAUCCUUCCUAUAUCAUACAUUGUCGUACUCACUCAUGGGUUAGUCUGUCUCAUCGACUGAUCCAUCCCUACAUAUAUUUUUGCCCGUCCUGCUCAACGACAUCCGCUCGUUCCACUAUAUCCAUUCGUCCAUCUCGUCCAUCGCUAACCAUCUAUAUAAAGUGACUAACUCAACGGUUUGUUCCCACUUUGUUCUGUGCUGUCUUGCACCUCUGGUCUUGUCCUCGUUUCGGUUUCCC